ACACAGAGCAGGUUCCAGGGAGCAAAGGGAGGAACAACCUUACGCCCAACAGGGCCGAAGGGAAGGAAAUCUGAACCUGUGAAAAAUCUGCCAGCCAAAAUGCCAACCAGACAGAAAACAUUGAUGUAUGGAGGUGCUUUUUUGACCAGCAUCGCAUCCUUUGUCAUCAUCUGUGCUGUUCUGGGAACGCAGGGGUGGAUGGACAGCGAGGUCAGCUUCUCUGGAGGGAACUCUACCACUACUGUCAGCCUCAAGUAUGGGCUCUUUCAAGUGACUUGUGCUCAGGUCAUCAACUCCGGGCUGCAGAUCUCAGAUAGCACUUUCCCAGUUGCAGGAGCUCUGAGCAGCAAUGGAACAAAAGGCAUCAACACGGCCAUCAUUGUGCUUCUGGUUCUCAUCUUGCUGAGCUCCCUCCUGAGCUCCGGCUUUACGUGCACCAACACUGUGAGCAACCCCUACCAGACCUUCCUCGGACCCAUUGGAGUGUACACCUGGAGUGCCAUAAGCGGAAUCCUCACGCUUUUGGUCAUGAUACUUUUUCCCGUGAAUGUAGAAGGCAAUGGGAUGUCUGUGGAGUUGGCCAUCGAAUGUAUUUCUCUGCCUCUGAGGCAUAUCGGAUCUGAACACAGGUAUGACUACUCCUAUUGGAUCCUGCUGCUUAGCAUCAUUUUCAACAUUGCUACUAUUAUUAUCAUCUAUUUCUAUGACCAUGCAAGAUAUUCUAAGAAGAAAGAACAGGAAAGGCCAAUUGAAAAUGCAUCAAAAGACGUCAUUCUGUUUUAAGGACAUCACCAAAAAGAGGGUCUAAAAUAAAAUGACUGUUUAAUAUGGACAAUCCCGGCUGAUCUUUCGUGUUCAAAUUGAAGUUAUGUGCAUUGCUCAAUUAACGAAAUAGCCUGUUGCUUCUUCAGAGCAGAUUGAUUUUACUUUUCUGAUGAAAGGUGUUAGGGUAACAUCAGCUUCCAUUGGAAAUACGCUGCCUGAGCGCCUCUGGGCAAAAGUGCCCAAAGCCAGCACCUGCCUGCAGGAUGGACUACUGCUUGUAGCCAGAGGGAUCAGCAGAAAUUCUCCCCUAAAAGGGAAGGGGCACAAUAAGCCACCACCCCACACACCCAAGAAGCUGUUACAGCCAUGGCCCAGGCUUGGAAAGCCAUAGCACAAAGGACUCAGAGCCAACUCACUCCUUCAUACCCCACGGAUGUCUUUCUGAGUGCCACACGGAGCUCCCACCUCCCGGACCUGUUGGACCACAGGGCAGGGCCACCAUGGCUGCCUGGGUGGGUGCUACUGUGAAUGCAUCGCUGCCCAUUGGGUGUGGAUGAUGGGAAGACUGAAGGCGUUGCAUCGAUCGCGUGUGCAGUCUGGGGUCUAAGGGCCAGGACAGUACUAAUACCAAAGUGGUCACUACAGUACCGGUGCUUCUUUCCAUCCUGCAAUGUUACUGCUCUACAUCCCUGCUCAGAUAUCCCUCCUGCACCGAUCCAUGCCCAGCCCAUUUGCAUGGCUGGGGAGGCUCAGCACUGCAGCAGCUAGGUGAUGGCCCAUGCAAGGCAGCAGAACGGCCCCACAUCUACCUUUUUAAUGUGUAGAAACCUGUCUGUGGGCAGGGACACAGGGAGCACGGUGCUGUGCAGAAUGCUGCUCUGUGCACACAGCCCUGGAGAUGAGCACCAUGCAGAGCAGCCAGCACCUUCUACUCCUUCUCUCCUACCUCUGCAGCUACAAGAACAAUGUUUUAUUGCACGAUUUUCCUUUGCAAUAGGACCGUCACAGCCAUACUUGGCAUCUGCCCUAUGAUGCAAGAGAUGCUCACAGGUGAAGAAAAGCAUCUCUAGGAGUAGAUGCGAUGCCAGAGGUGACUUCCCACUAUUUAUGUCAAAAAAAAAUAAAGCUUCAGGAUUAAAGCA
This is a messenger RNA of Gallus gallus (chicken), 1907 nucleotides long. It is a transcript of the gene CLRN3, whose product is annotated as clarin 3. The transcript is spliced from 3 exons. The coding region runs from base 100 to 783 and encodes 227 amino acids. The record is from RefSeq and is a predicted model, not a curated record. NCBI's taxonomy places the organism in Eukaryota, Metazoa, Chordata, Aves, Galliformes, Phasianidae.